Molecule: messenger RNA, 2845 nt
Organism: Ipomoea nil (Japanese morning glory)
Lineage: Eukaryota; Viridiplantae; Streptophyta; Magnoliopsida; Solanales; Convolvulaceae
Exons: 4
Coding region: 405-2657 (750 amino acids)
Molecular function (GO): protein dimerization activity; DNA binding
Source: RefSeq, a predicted model, not a curated record
CCGUCGAUUCAGCUACUCCUUACAUAAAGAAACGAAACCCAAACCCUCCUAACUCGGUCUUCUCUGUAACCCAUCGAUGUAAUCCGCAGCUAACGAUUCAAACUCAACCCGGUAUUGGUAAGCUUCUUUCUUUCUUGAACCCAUUUUCUAUUUCCCCCUAUUAAGGUUACUUUCUUUAUGCUGCUGCCUGUUUCCAUUUAGAUUUUUCAAGAAACAAAAAAAAAAAAAACAUACCCUUUAGCGUGUUCUGUAGUUCAGCUGUUGUUGAUUUUGGAAUUGGAUAUUGGGUUUCUGUGUUUGGGCUGUUUAAAUGUGAAAUUGAUGUAAAGAAUGGAUUUUUGAGGCUGCCAUAGAAUUGUUGUUGUAUUUGAAGCAAGAGUUAAGUGUGUGGUAGGAAACUAGGAAUGGCUUCAAAUUUGGAGCCUGUGCCUGUAACUUCACAGAAACAUGAUCCAGCAUGGAAACAUUGUCAAAUGUAUAAGAAUGGGGAUAGGGUGCAACUCAAGUGUAUAUAUUGUGGGAAGGUAUUUAAGGGUGGUGGGAUUCAUAGGAUUAAGGAGCAUCUGGCUGGUCAGAAGGGGAAUGCCUCUACUUGUUUGAGAGUUCAGCCUGAUGUUAGGCUUUUAAUGCAAGAGAGCUUAAAUGGAGCUGCAAUGAAGAAGAGGAAGAAGCAAAAGCUUAUUGAUGAGAUGAUGAACACUCAUCCUGGUGAAGCUGUGGAUCUGAGUAACCAGUGUGAAUUGAGCAGUGAAGUUGGUUUGCUUCCGGUGCCGGAUAGUCUUGGUGUGUUUGAGAGUCAAGAAGAAGGAAUGAGCAGCAAAUUGAUGGGUAGGAAGAAGAAAGGGAGGAUUAGGAAGGCGUCUUCUUCUGGGAACACUAACAUGUUGGGUGUGACAACUAGUAAACAGGUUGUGAACAACGCGACUAGGAUGAAUGAUCAAGUCCAUAUGGCGAUUGCUAGGUUUCUGCUUGAUGCCGGGAUUCCCUUUGAAGCUGUAAAAUCCUCUUAUUUCCAACCUAUGAUUGAUGUGAUUGCUUCCCAAGAAGUGGGGAUAACAGGGCCCUCUUACCAUGAAUUGAGAAGUUGGAUUUUGAAAAACUCAAUUCAAGAGCUAAGGAAUGAAAUUGACCAAUGCUCAGGCAGCUGGGUAAGAAAUGGGUGUUCUAUUUUGGUUGAUGAAUGGACAACAGAGAAGGGUAAAUCAUUGAUAAAGUUUUCAGUGUAUUGUCCGGAAGGGACAAUGUUCUUGAGGUCGGUGGAUGUAUCCGAAAUUGUAAAUUCUGGUGAUGCUCUUUAUGAAUUGCUUAAGGAGGUGGUGGAAGAAGUAGGCGCUAGAAAUGUGUUGCAAGUAAUCACUAGCAGUGAAGAGCGAUAUAUUGAUGCUGGGAGAAGACUAACCGAUGCUUACCCUACGGUUUUCUGGACUCCUUGUGCUGCUCAGUGCAUAGAUAUGAUGCUCGAGGACAUCAAAAAGCUGGAGUGGGUAAAUGCAACCCUCGGGCAAGCCAAAGCGAUAUCAAGAUUUAUGUAUAAUAACAAUAGCGUUUUGAAUCUGAUGCGGAGGCAUACUUAUGGAGUGGAUUUAGUUGAGCUGGGGGUUACGGUCUCAGCAACUGACUUUUUGACAUUAAAAAGAAUGGUAAAUAUUAAACACAAUUUGCAUUCCAUGGUUACUUCAGAGGAGUGGAUGGAGAGUCCAUAUUCAAAGAAAGCGGAGGGGUAUGCAGUGCUAGAUUUGAUAAGCAGUCAGUCAUUUUGGUCGAGUUGCAGCUUGAUAACCCAUUUGACAGACCCCCUGUUGCGCCUUUUGUGCAUAGUUUGUAGCGAGAAGAGGUCUGGCAUGGGAUAUGUUUACGCAGGCCUCUACCGAGCAAAAGAAAUAAUUAAGAAAGAACUUGGCGACAAGAAUGACUACUCGGUUUACUGGAAUAUUAUAGACCACCGGUGGCAUCUACUUCAACGCCAUCCUCUUCAUGCCGCGGGCUUUUACCUAAAUCCCAGGUUCUUUUAUAGCACCGAGGAAGAUGUACACCUUCAUUUAAGGUCACUGGUGUAUGAUUGCAUCGAGAGAUUGGUUCCUGAUCCCAAAAUUCAGGACAGGAUUGUGAAAGAAACUAGUUGUUACAAAAAUGCUGCUGGAGAUUUUGGGCGGAAGAUGGCAGUUCGAGCUAGAGAAACUCUACUUCCUGGUGAGUGGUGGGCAACAUAUGGCGGGGGGUGCCCGAAUUUGUCUCGUUUGGCUAUACGCAUUCUAAGUCAAACGUGCGGUUUGAUGAGCAGCAUGAAGGCAAAUCACGUUUGUUUGGAGCAGAUGCAUGAAACGAGCAACUGCUUAGAGCAUCGAAGGCUCAAGGACAUUGUUUUUGUGCAGUCCAAUUUACGGUUGAGGGAACAGAAGAACAGAGAGCAGGGGCCCGUAGACCCCAUUUCAUAUGAAAACAUAGAGCUGGUUAAAGACUGGGUUUCAGAGAAGGAGCUAUGCUCAGAGGAACCCGCGAGUUCAGACUGGAUGGCCGUCGAUCCACCUUUAGGCAACACACUUCUCUUUGCACCUGCACUCGACGAUUUUGAAGCACUCGGUGCAGGGUUUGGUGAUUAUGAAAUUUUUGAUGGGGUCAAAGAUAUCAAAGAUGAAAAUGGGGAGGAUACCUCAUAAACCACACUACAAUGCUCAAACACAAAAUACUAACCACAAAACAAUCUCUCUCUCUCUCUGUUGUAUCCCCCCACUGCUUAUGCCACAAAAUAUAAUGAAAUAUGAAGAGAUUGGUGACUGCUUGUAUUUUGAAAUAUCACAACUAGAGACUUCUUGCAUUAUUUUCAUUUCAUUUACUACUUUGCUAA